UGCACCUUCUCUUACCUGGGAAAGAAAUCACACGUGUGGAACAGAAAAAUCAAAGCCUACUUGCUCAAAGUCCAAAGGAAGAGAAGGCGGCAGCGGCAGAAGCAGAAAUAUACGAAUGUUUGCUUGUAAGUCUCUUUUCAGAGUUGACCGUUUGUUGAAGCUCACAAAUACUUAUGUCAAAUCGAAGCCGGAUAACUAUUUUCAGGGGCUAUAUUCGAAUAAAAAAUUGAGCCUUGAUUUGAGGAUAGGUGGGGUGAAAGAUAAGCUCAGCACGAUGGACAGGAGGAAAAGAACGAUAGGUUCCUUAUGGAAACCAGUAUGUACUCAAGCUAGUUCCCUUGAAGAGCCUGUGGUGAAGGAUGUCGGGGUUGAGUCAGAAAUUGGAAGUCAAAUGCAAGAAGUAAAUGAGUCGAUGAUUGAAGUUAAGGAUGCAACUGUCAGUCCUAAAGCCUUGGAGGAUGAUAUUGAAGAUGAAGCAUCAAAAGAAAAUCCAGUGCUUUCAGCUGCAAAGCACUCACUUUCUGUUGAGGUUGGUGCCUCCGUGAUUCAAUUUGUCAGAGGAAAAGAUGGAUCUACAAAGGAAAAGAUUGAAAAGGAGACAGGAGUUCAGAUUAUCCUUCCGUCAUCAAAGCAGGAGGAUGCUAUUAUUAUUGAAGGCACUUCAGCUGUUAGCGUAGCUAAAGCUUCAAAAGAGAUACAGCAUAUAAUUAAUGAGGCGGUUAAGAAUCCAAGUCUAGAUUACUCUCAUUUUGUGUCUCUUCCAUUAGCUAUACACCCCGAGCUGGUUGCAAAGCUCUUCAACUUUCAGAACUCAAUAUUAGGAAUCAGUGAUGCUAAUGCGGGUGAGAAUCUAGAAGGCAACUCCAAUGGAGAUGGUUCUGAAGGUGAUGCUCAGGAUGAGCAUCUAGAUAAAGGAUCUGCUGUGGCAGUUGAACUUAAAGUUGCCAAUGACAUGGAAAGUGUUAAGGUGGAUGUAAGAGGCAUACCUCUUGUUAGUUAUGCACCUAAAGAGCCUAAAGACUCAAAGUCUUCUAGUUUAUCAGACUUGAGAAUCGAAAAGUCCAUAUUUAUUAAACCUAAAACAUUUCACCUGACGGUGCUCAUGUUGAAGUUGUGGAACAAAGAACGAGUUAAUUUAGCAACUGAGGUAUUGAAGAGUAUCUCCCCAAAAGUGAUGGAUGCCUUGGAUAAUCGACCUCUGUUUGUAAGACUUAAGGGUCUGGAUUGCAUGAGAGGUUCUUUGGAUAAAGCCCGUGUUGUCUAUGCUCCUGUAGAAGAAAUUGGCAGUGAAAAUCGACUUUCACGUGCCUGUCAAGUUAUUAUUGAUGCUUUUGUUGAGGCUGGGCUUGUUCUAGAGCGAGAUAUCAGACAUGAAUUCAAGUUGCAUGCCACUGUGAUGAAUGCGAAGCAUCGGAAAAGGAGGAAAAAUCGGAAGGUAAAGUCCGAUUUCUUCAACGCAUGUGGCAUUUUCAAGCAGUUUGGAUCGGAGGAAUGGGGCGAGUAUCACAUCCGGGAGGCUCAUCUUUCUCAAAGAUUCAAGUAUGAUGAGAAUGGUUAUUAUCAUUGUUGUGCUUCAAUCCCCUUCCCUGAAAACAUGCAAGUCGACUGAUUCCUUUGUUAAUCCAAAUAUUAGAGAUAGAGAUGUUUGUUUUGGUGCUGUUUCAUGUUUAUACAUAGUUUAAACAAAAGAGAAAAAAUCUGAGAAAUAUAAUGGAAGACACUUUCCUAA
Molecule: messenger RNA, 1729 nt
Organism: Gossypium arboreum
Lineage: Eukaryota; Viridiplantae; Streptophyta; Magnoliopsida; Malvales; Malvaceae
Biological process (GO): DNA alkylation repair; regulation of DNA-templated transcription
Cellular component (GO): nucleus
Molecular function (GO): RNA binding
Source: RefSeq, a predicted model, not a curated record